AUGAAGCUGUCAGUAAUAUUCGUCACGUUGGCGCUUGCCAUCUCUUCGGCGCAAGCGUGUGCCAGGUACAAGACCUGCUGGUGCGAGAGGAGCAACGUUGAGUACCAGGGCAAGAUCCAGGACAACAUCGCCUGGGACGAGGACACGGUGAAGGCCUGUGCCGGCACCGGGGAGGCUGGCUACUACGGCCAGAACUUCCAGGAGUGCUACCGGUACAAGAGCAGUCGAUGGUGGUUUAUCAAAGCCAAGGCCAUCAACAACUGCGAUUGGACAGAUAAAUGCAUUGCUGCCGGCGCUACCAUCGGGUACUGUCGUGACAAGAUUUGA
This is a messenger RNA of Colletotrichum navitas, 327 nucleotides long. RefSeq lists its product as uncharacterized. The transcript has 3 exons. The record is from RefSeq and is a predicted model, not a curated record. NCBI's taxonomy places the organism in Eukaryota, Fungi, Ascomycota, Sordariomycetes, Glomerellales, Glomerellaceae. The coding region runs from base 1 to 327 and encodes 108 amino acids.